Tachysurus vachellii is the source of this 1578-nucleotide messenger RNA. RefSeq names its product guanine nucleotide binding protein (G protein), gamma 8 (gene gng8). Gene Ontology annotation, biological process: G protein-coupled receptor signaling pathway. Gene Ontology annotation, cellular component: heterotrimeric G-protein complex. Lineage: Eukaryota; Metazoa; Chordata; Actinopteri; Siluriformes; Bagridae. The record is from RefSeq and is a predicted model, not a curated record. The transcript has 3 exons. Bases 419 to 631 code for a protein of 70 amino acids. Gene Ontology annotation, molecular function: G-protein beta-subunit binding.
GAAUAUUUCAUAAGCUUAUAUUGAACUGAAAAAAAAAACAAUUUAGAAAAAAGAUAAGUCAUAAUAAGUUUGAAUUAAUAAAAUAAGAACACUCCAUUUUCCUUUCCUCCAUCUGUGAUAGACAGACUCAAUAGAAGGUCACACCACAUGAAGUCUGGGACUCACCUAUGCAGCCCAAUAUGGGGGGAGGAAUAAACGCUAAUUAUGAGAGGAGGCAACCUUUCCCAUCCCUCCUACCCACUUAACUCCGCAGUGUCUCCUCAUUUGAUUCUGUAACAUUGGUAAUGUGUGCUUCGUAUAACCAACAAUAAAGAUCAAUCUCUGCAGUUAGAAUCUUGAACAGUCUUGGAGCGUCUCUGCGGAGUAAUCUGAACCACCUGCAAAGGAUUGAUCUUGGUUAAGAAGUGUGCCAAGCAGAAUGUCCAACAACAUGGCCAAGAUCGCAGAGGCUCGGAAGACAGUGGAACAGUUAAAGCUGGAGGUUAACAUCGACAGAAUGAUGGUGUCUAAAGCAGCCGCUGAGCUGAUGUCAUACUGCGAAUCUCACGCCAAAGAAGAUCCGCUUGUCUCUCCUGUGCCCAACUCUGAAAACCCCUUCAGAGAGAAGAAGAUUUUCUGUGCAAUUUUGUAGUUUCUUGUUAUAUCAGAAAACACAUUUAGAUCAGCUUCAUUUGUUAGGAAAUUCAAGAUUACUGUCCCAAACUCUUCUCUGCUGAACUUGUUUUAUAGUGACUUUUCCAGAUUUUAUGGAACUGUAUUUUCAAUAUAACCAUUCAUAUGUGGAAACAUUUUAUUGUAUAUAAUUUGUUUGGUGUAUAUCUACUUACAGAAACAUCACGUACAUUUCACAUGCGAUCAUAAGCUUUUCAAGUUUUGGUACAUGUGAAUUCUAGAAAAUGACACAAAGUGUAUAUGUGAUAAAGCACCACAUCAUCUAGACUAAAAAUAGUCUACAUGUCUAAAAAAAUAUUUUAUAAUAUUGUCUGAAUUUCAUGUUUAUCGUGUGAUUCUUCAUGUGAUGUUUUGUCAUAUUUCGGUGAGCGCUGCUGUCAUUCUGUCACUCAUAAAUGAUUCAGCAUUCUUUUAAAAUGACGAGUAACUUUACACUGAAAACGCCCUCAUGCUUAUUUUUCACCUCCGCAUUUUCAUCUAUAAGGUAUGAAAAAGCCUCAGUCACAGUCACAACAAAGAUCCAAGGUGACACAAAUACUAUAAAUGUCAAUACAGUUUUUUCUGAAGCUUGUCAGUGCUUGUUAUUACAUGGAAAUGGAAGAUGUUAUCUUAGAUCUGUGCUCUGAGCUGUGGAUUGGCUAAUGGAUCCGAUUCAUUUUACAUUAAGGUGACGCUAAGGCUUUCUUUUGCGUGGCUCAAUUAAAAAUGCAUUUUGAAUUCAGGAGCAAAGUUCCCUUUGUCUCUGCUCAUUCAGGCAGGUCAUGUCUGUUCACUUCCGUGAAGAUGGUUUACACAUUAACCUGAAACACAACAGCCUCACCCACUCAGCAAUCAUGCUCUGAAGAGACAUACAAAAGAUACUGUUUCAUAAACUCACCCUGCAUGUUACUACGUAUAAAUCUGUAC